This is a messenger RNA of Didymella exigua CBS 183.55, 783 nucleotides long. RefSeq names its product ras-domain-containing protein. The record is from RefSeq and is a predicted model, not a curated record. Gene Ontology annotation, cellular component: endosome. The coding region runs from base 1 to 783 and encodes 260 amino acids. Gene Ontology annotation, biological process: regulation of endocytosis. The transcript is spliced from 2 exons. Gene Ontology annotation, molecular function: GTPase activity; GTP binding. Lineage: Eukaryota; Fungi; Ascomycota; Dothideomycetes; Pleosporales; Didymellaceae.
AUGGCGCAGCCGUGGGACUACAUUGCAAAGAUCGUGUCGCUAGGCGACUCUGGCUGUGGCAAGUCGAGUCUCACAGUGCGACUCUGCGAAGGCCGCUUCUCACCCCACCACGAUGUCACAAUCGGAGUCGAAUUUGGAUCGCGCAUAGUCCCCGUUGGCCCACCCGCCUCAUAUUCACUGAGCAUCAACAACCCCUCAAAAGCCGACCCUCCAUCCUCGCCGUCGAAGAAGGAUCCACCACAGAAGCACAUGAAGCUCUCGUUAUGGGACACAGCCGGGCAGGAGACAUACAAGAGCAUAACAAGAAGCUACUUUCGCGGCGCAUCAGGAGCGCUUCUCGUAUUCGACAUCUCGCGGAAGCAGACUUUCCUCAGCGCGACGAGCUGGCUCCACGACCUGCGACAGAUCGCCGAGGAGGGUAUCGUGGUAGUUUUGGUCGGGAACAAGAGUGAUCUGGCAGCGUCGUCGACAGUAUCGGAAGCAGAAGCGUCCAACAAGCGACAAGUCACAAAAGAGGAGGCGGAAGAAUGGUGUAAAGCGAACGGCGUCAUGCAGUACGUCGAGACAUCAGCAAAGAGCGGCGAGGGUGUCGAGCGGGCGUUUCUGGAAGUUGCCGAGAGGAUAUACCAAAAUAUCGAGGCAGGGAAAUACGAUCUCAACGACAGGAGAAGUGGUGUCAAGGGCCCGGGGGCCGGUGGCGGUAACCGUGCUGGCAUCACGCUCGGAAUGAAUGAUGCCGCGAAGAAAGGGAAGCAACAGGGCUGGGGAGGCGGAUGCUGCUGA